Guyanagaster necrorhizus is the source of this 969-nucleotide messenger RNA. Its product is annotated as peptidase C15, pyroglutamyl peptidase I-like protein. The record is from RefSeq and is a predicted model, not a curated record. NCBI's taxonomy places the organism in Eukaryota, Fungi, Basidiomycota, Agaricomycetes, Agaricales, Physalacriaceae. The transcript is spliced from 4 exons. Bases 1 to 969 code for a protein of 322 amino acids.
AUGCCCUCUCACCCCGAUACCCGUCCUGCAAAGAAUGGUGGAAUAUACAAUGUCCUCCUUACAGGAUUUGGUCCAUUUGGACAAUAUAAAGAAAAUCCAUCCUGGCUCGCCGUCCGACCCCUGCAAAAUACGCUUAUCACCCUUGACCCCCAUCAUGAACCGAUCGUUGCUGAUCCCCAUGCCAGUCCAGCCGCAGAUGGCCCAGCGAUCCUGAACGAAGACCCCAAACGUUCACCGCCUGCUGCAAUCCAAAUUUCGACGUUGGAGAUACCAGUUGAAUAUGAGACGAUCAUGAAGAUUAUUCCAGGACUGCAUGCACGGCCACCUGUUCUCCCCGAACAAGUACAGGGCAAUCCUCUGUUUCCCCUUCCGCCAGAACGUGGAUACGACUUUAUCUUUCACAUUGGGGCUGCCGGACGUGGACCAUUACGGAUGGAGAAGCUAGCGCACAAGACUGGCUAUCACAUGAAGGACGCGUCGGGGAACUAUGCUCCUACAUCCAACACCAAGAAGUCAGAGGAAGUGAAUGGCGCGGCCACGGCCGCGGGUGUUGUAGCGAUCCCAGAAGGACAACCACGACUGCCUUCAAGUGAUAUACCACCGGAAACUGGGCCGCCUGACAGUUUUACUUCACGCGUUCACAGAGGAUAUGGACAUGGUUACGAGCGCUUUACGGAGGAGCUCCUGACUGAUAUCGACGUUACGCGCCUGGUGCAAGACAUGAAGGUGGCAGGAAUCGAGCAAGUAUAUUCGUCAAUGGACGCAGGUCACUUCCUCUGCGAUUUCAUCUAUUACGGUUCAUUAGCGGAGGCGCAACGCAACAGGAAGCCUUACGACAAGUCCAAUCGUACUCGAGUGCUGUUCAUGCACUGUCCACCGGUGAAUCAGCCCUGCAGCACGGAAGAAGUGACGGACGCUAUCAAGCAAAUCAUUGUAUGGGUAUGCGAGGAUGGCAGCUCGGAUUCGUGA